AUGGCGCUGCGCAGCGUGCGAGCGCCGUGGAGUCGUUGGGCGCGCUGCUUCCUUGGGCGGCCCAUCCCUGCCGCGCCGGCGCGGCUCUUCUCCAGCGAUGUGCAGCUCGGGUCCUGGGUGGACCCCUUAGCUUACCAAGGCCAGUUCACCUCUUGGGUGGAUCCGCUUGACCUGGACGUCUCCCCACACAUCUCGGAGAAGGAGGUCUACCACGCCCAGCGCGCCUACGCGAAGGCCGUCAUGAGGAUCUCCAACUCCUACCAUGCGGGCGGGAACUACCUGAAGCUGGCCCACACAGCAGUAGACAGGCUCUACUCUGAUGACAAGGUGAAAGUUCUGUUCAAGGCCAAUGAGGUACAUUCGCAGUUCCGACCGCCGCCGGCCCAAGCCAUGGCCUUCAUCGCCGGCGCCAAGGUGGACAACGCAGGCAAAGAGGAAGCUUCCAGCUUCGCAAUCAUUGGGAGCAAGGGCUGGUCGGACGUGGGCUUUGACAACCACCAGAUUGAGAUCACUGAUAACAUUGCCAUUGCUUCGGGCACUUGCUACCUCACCAGCGCGGAAACGAGUGGCAUCACUGAAGCUGAGUUUACCUUCGGCUACAAGAAGGAUGAGGUGGGCAAGGUUGGCAUCUUCUUCCAGAACUCGUCAGUACCCCUGGUAGUCCUGGAUUCUUUCGAUGCAAAACCUCUAGUGUCCGAGGUGGCAGUGCAGAAUGCGCAGGCAGCUUGGGCUAAGGCCAUCAAAGACAUCUCCAAGAAGUAUCUUGAUGGGGGGGACUACGUGGCAGAAGCUGCCGCAGCCGCAGGCGAACUCUAUGGCUAUGGUCACUCAGAGGUUCUCUUCAAGCCAACCAAGGCGGCCGAAGCCCAGUUUCGCCCAAAUGCCUCCGAUGCGCUGUCGUACUUCGUUGGGCAUCAGGCAGUUGAGGGUGGACAUUCUGAGGACUCAGGUUUUGCCAUCAAUGGCGGCAAGGGCUGGUCAGAUGUGGUGUUCGAGAACCACAAGACAAAUCGAACCGGCAACGUUGCCAUUGCCAUGGGCAACUAUUACUUCACCUGCGCCGAAACCGGCAACCAGACCAAGGUUGAGUACACCUUUGGCUACAAACUGGGAACAGACGGCAAGCUUCGCAUCUUUCUCCACCACUCUUCAGUGCCGUAUGACCCUGAAACCUCCUUCAUGAUAUCCGAGGAGGAAGUGAACGAUGCGCAAGCAGCUUGGGCCAGCGCUAUCAAAGACAUCUCCAAGACAUAUCUUGCUGGCGGAGACUAUGUUGCAGCAGCCGCUGAAGCCGCAGGUGAACUUUAUGGCUAUGGGCACUCGCAAGUUCUUUUCAAGCCAACCAAGGCGGCCGAAGCCCAGUUUCGGCCAAACGCCUCCGAUGCCUUGUCGUACUUCGUUGGGCAUCAGGCAGUCGAGGGUGGACAUUCUGAGGACUCGGGCUUUGCCAUCAACGGCGGCAAGGGCUGGUCAGAUGUCGUGUUCGAGAACCAUCAGACGAAGCUCACUGGCCCAAUUGCAAUUUCCAUGGGCAACUACCACUUCACUUGUGCCGAGACUGGGAGCAAAACCAAGGUUGAGUACACCUUCGGCUACAAGAAGAACUUGGAUGGAAAGCUUCGCAUCUUUCUCCACCACUCUUCCGUGCCGUUUGACACGGGCAGCCCUACGGUGGUUGCUGAUUUCAUCUCUGAGAAGGAGGUCGAAGCCGCGCAAGCAGCCUGGGCCAAGGCCAUCAAACACAUCUCCAAAACAUAUCUUGAUGGGGGGGACUACGUAGCCGAAGCUGCGGCUGCCGCAGGCGAACUCUAUGGCUACGGUCACUCAGAGGUUCUCUUCAAGCCGACCAAGGCGGCUGAAGCCCAGUUUCGCCCAAACGCCUCCGACGCCAUGUCCUACUUUGUUGGGCACGAUGCAGUGGAGGGUGGACAUGCUGAGGACUCGGGUUUUGCCAUCAAUGGCGGCAAGGGCUGGUCAGAAGUCAAGUUUGAGAACCACCAGACAAAGCUCACCGGCGACCUUGCCAUUGCCAUGGGCAACUACUACUUUACAUGUGCUGAGACUGGAAACGAGACCAAAGUUGAGUACACCUUCGGCUACAAGAAGUCUGAGGAUAGCAAGCUUCGCAUCUUUCUCCACCACUCUUCCGUUCCAUUCAGCUCUUGA
Symbiodinium natans is the source of this 2166-nucleotide messenger RNA. Lineage: Eukaryota; Dinophyceae; Suessiales; Symbiodiniaceae. The record is from the annotation of a GenBank genome assembly.